AUGACACGAUCAUCACUAGCACUUGUUUUCUUUGGUCUGGGCACCGCUGCCUUGACUGGCAGUGCGUUUGCGCCGUCACCCAGUACCAAUAGCAGACCCACAAAGUCGUUGGGGCCUCUCCAUGUCUCGUCGGCAUUGCCCACCAACCCCAUGGAAAGCAGCAAUCAGCAUCAGCAGCAUCAUGAAGAGACUGUAAUUUUACCACCCAAUGUGCAUGCUCCCGUUACGGUCAUCAAUUCCCCGCAAGAACUGGCGGCUUUUCUGGAACAAGACGAACGACUUUGUGUCAUCAAAUUCCACGCUGCCUGGUGCAAAUCCUGUCAACGCUUUGGAGUCAAAUUCCAAGGUCUGGCCAAUCAAAAGGCGGAUUGGAUCGGCAACAAUGAUGAUGACAAUACUGUAGUGCAACCCGGUCCCAUGCGCUUUGGAAGCAUUGAGUUUGGCGCCAACAAGGACAUGUGCCGUGCACUGUCAAUCAAGCGAUUGCCGACGGUCCAUUUCUACCAAAAAGGACAACAACUCGAAGAGUUUCCCUGUGGACCGUCCAAGUUCCCUCGUCUCCUUGCAACGAUUGAUUACUUUUUGAACCCACAAUCAUCGUCGUCUGCAUCACAAUUGUUCGAAACGACAUUGCAAGAAGGACAACAACUCAUGUCCAGUGGAGAAGUGGCAGGAGUGUUGCAAGAAAUGAUGGCAAAACAGGCCGAGGGAACAUUCGAACAGGCUCCUGCCAAUGAGAAAGCCAACAACAAACAGAAGAAAAAGAGAAAUGUGGCAUGGUGGAAUCCAAUGCCCUAA
Seminavis robusta is the source of this 798-nucleotide messenger RNA. Lineage: Eukaryota; Bacillariophyta; Bacillariophyceae; Naviculales; Naviculaceae. The record is from the annotation of a GenBank genome assembly.